AAUGCUCUGCCCGCCUAUAUCCGGUUUCUCUAGCUCCUCUGUAAGUGGUGUUUGUAUCCGUCGCGCACCAGUAUCCUGUGGCCCUAGGUGGAGGGCAGCUUUCUUCUUUUCGUUGACGUUGUCGCUGUUCACUUGUUGAAAUUAGUCAAGUUCGGGAGUCACUUCGUCAGCCGUGAAGAUGUCGGUCCCGAGCGCACUCAUGAAGCAACCGCCCAUUCAGUCGACGGCUGGGGCCGUCCCGGUUCGCAAUGAAAAAGGUGAGAUUUCCAUGGAGAAAGUGAAGGUAAAACGUUAUGUGUCGGGAAAGAGGCCAGACUAUGCUCCGAUGGAAUCCUCAGAUGAGGAGGAUGAAGAAUUUCAGUUCAUUAAGAAAGCCAAAGAACAAGAAGCAGAACCUGAGGAACAGGAGGAGGAUUCAUCUAGCGACCCUCGACUGCGGCGUUUGCAGAACCGUAUUAGUGAAGAUGUGGAAGAGAGAUUGGCUCGACAUCGGAAAAUAGUGGAGCCUGAAGUGGUAGGAGAAAGUGAUUCAGAAGUAGAAGGAGAUGCUUGGCGCAUGGAACGAGAAGACAGUAGUGAAGAAGAGGAGGAAGAAAUUGAUGAUGAGGAAAUAGAGCGGCGCCGUGGCAUGAUGCGUCAGCGAGCACAGGAAAGAAAAAAUGAAGAAAUGGAAGUCAUGGAGGUAGAAGAUGAGGGACAUUCUGGGGAGGAGUCAGAAUCAGAGUCUGAGUAUGAAGAGUACACCGACAGUGAAGAUGAGAUGGAGCCUCGCCUUAAGCCAGUCUUCAUUAGAAAGAAGGACCGAGUAACAGUUCAAGAACGUGAGGCUGAAGCACUGAAACAGAAGGAGCUAGAGCAGGAGGCAAAACGUAUGGCUGAGGAGAGACGCAAGUAUACACUGAAGAUUGUCGAAGAAGAGACCAAGAAAGAGCUGGAGGAAAACAAACGGUCCCUGGCUGCAUUAGAUGCACUGAAUACCGAUGAUGAAAAUGACGAGGAGGAGUAUGAGGCUUGGAAGGUUCGAGAGCUGAAAAGAAUCAAGAGGGACAGAGAAGAUCGAGAAGCGCUUGAGAAAGAGAAAGCUGAAAUUGAGCGCAUGCGAAAUCUGACUGAGGAAGAAAGGCGAGCUGAGCUUCGGGCAAAUGGCAAAGUCAUUACAAACAAAGCUGUUAAGGGCAAAUAUAAGUUCUUACAGAAAUAUUAUCAUCGGGGUGCCUUCUUCAUGGAUGAGGAUGAAGAAGUUUACAAAAGAGAUUUCAGCGCGCCUACCCUGGAGGAUCAUUUUAAUAAAACCAUUCUUCCAAAAGUCAUGCAGGUCAAGAACUUUGGGCGUUCUGGUCGUACCAAAUACACCCACCUCGUGGAUCAAGACACCACUUCCUUUGACUCAGCAUGGGGCCAGGAGAGUGCACAGAACACAAAGUUCUUUAAACAGAAGGCAGCUGGAGUACGAGAUGUAUUUGAACGGCCAUCUGCCAAGAAGAGGAAAACUACUUAAAAGUUCAACUACUUAUUAUUUCAGCUGUGGGACACAUGGGGAGACCUCAGCAUCUGAUCCUUGAUUUGUUUUUACCGUUAUUUACAUGGCCCUGUAUCCAUCCUGUUGGACCUACUGCCAUAUUUGUGACACUGGGUACCCAGUCUUUGAAUGUGCUUUGUGAGGUUUGGACUCAUGCUGAGAAACCCACAGAAAAGCACUGUCCAGGUAGGAUUAGAGGAUCUCCACUUAAAACUAUUUCCAAGAAAUCUCAAGUUUGAUCAUUUCUCUGGCUUCCCAAAUUAACUUGGGACUAUUCAAGUUUCUUUUUCCAACCCCUUAGCUUGGGUGAGAAACAUGGGCAAUAAGUGGACAGUAUAUUAUUGUUACCUUACUGGAAUUCUAAACUCAUUGAAACCUGUUUUACAUUUUUGGUGGGAGUCAAUUUUUCUAAGUAAACAUACUUUUUGACCCAUUUGUAUGUCAAGAAAUGAACACACCAAGAAGUUUUUAGCAUGACACUGGAAGU
Molecule: messenger RNA, 2006 nt
Organism: Talpa occidentalis (Iberian mole)
Lineage: Eukaryota; Metazoa; Chordata; Mammalia; Eulipotyphla; Talpidae
Gene: MFAP1
Product: microfibril associated protein 1
Exons: 9
Coding region: 179-1498 (439 amino acids)
Biological process (GO): mRNA splicing, via spliceosome
Cellular component (GO): U2-type spliceosomal complex
Molecular function (GO): RNA binding
Source: RefSeq, a predicted model, not a curated record